ACUCUUCAUCCUUCGUUCCCUGAAUUAUGAAUUCCCUUAUGAAGGAAGGAAACUGCGGGUAACUUGUCGGCAUGUUUACAUACACGUUCAGGUUUUUAACAUCCAUUAAACUGCAGUUUUGAAUCUUGGUUUAAUUUAAUAGUAAUCUGACCUGACCAUAGGCCUACACCACUAACUUAUGUGAACACAAGCAAUAACUCUUAGUCUUGACCAAAUCAAACUAAAUAUACUUGUUCACUGUUCAGCGGUUCAGAUGUAGGCCCUAGGUCUGAUAGAGGUAUAGAUCAUUUGAUAAGGAAAGGAAUAAAGGUCUGAAAAUGGAAACACUGCCUGUUGAAAUGGUAGUAGAAAUCACGAGCUUCUUGACAGCAAAGGACCUUGCUAGUUGUAUCUCAGUGUCUCAUAGUUGGAGAGAGAUAUUCAAUCACGAACUUCUGUGGAAGCCACUUUGCGAUCUGCGGCUAGAAGAGCAACUCAGCAACAUUCCGUGUGUUGUCGAGCCUGCUUUUCUCAUUUCUGAGGAGUCUACCUUAGCUCCAAUUGGUCAAUCUAGGUUAGCUUUCAUAAAGGAGAAGCAUCUUUGGAAAAAUUGGAGGCAGAAUAAAAUUGUAAAGGAAAAAAUUUCCAUACCAACUCCCAAAUUGUCUGUAGUUGAAAAUUUACUAGGCCUAUCUGAAUUUAGGAGGAAGGUGAGAUCUAUAUUUGUGAAGGAUGUGUCUGGAUCGUAUUUACAAAAAGACAAAGUUAGAAGGGCAGCAUGCUUGUUCUUAACGGAUAUUCUUCUUGUUGGUUGGUAUUCAAAUAGCAUAAGAAUUUGGGAUGUCAGUUCAAUUCCAGCGGUGUAUCUCAUGAAAACGGAUUCAUCUGUUGAUGUAAAAAUGUGGGAAUCUAUUGAUUUGGUGGGGAACGACACAUUGAUAGUCAAACAAAAAUCAUAUGUUGAAGUUUUCCAUGUGGACUUAACUAACAAAUGUAUAAAAUUAAGAAAUAUAAUAUUACUUAAGGAACCUUCCACAUUGAUUGUGAAACAGCACAAUGCUAAUGGUCUAAGCAUUCAUAUUGGUGUAACUGUAUGUGGGUUUAGGAGAAAAUUAAAGGUGUUUGAUUUGAUGACCGGGAAGGAACUGAUAGAAGAUAACGGCCCUGUGGGAAAUGAAACUGCAAUAAUUGAGGAAAUAUUAACUUCAACGCUUAGUGAUGAUAUACUUGUCUUAUUUCAAAAUAAUGAAACCAAAACCGCUUAUGUUUAUAGUUCUGAAAAACUAUGUUACAUAUCGGGCCCAUUUCUGCGAGGAUAUAUUGAUCAAUGUGCAAUCAACAGACAUUACAUUGCACUUGCUGAUUCACAUGGUGGAUUGAAAAUUAUUGACUAUUUAACAUCAAAUGUUGUUUUCUCAAAGAGUGAAGAGAAGAAAAGCGGGUAUAAUGAAAUUUUACCCUUGUUGGCUUAUAAAAGUGGCUUUGUCUUUUUGAAACACAGAAAUUGGAACUAUACAUUAGAGUUAGUUUCGCUAAAAAACCUAACCACGACUAUUGUUUGCGAACAGUCACGUCUACCACAUUAUAAUGAUUGUUGGUUAGAUAUUGUCAACGACAGAUUUGUGGUUGUGUUUGAAGCAAUUACUGACUUAGUAAGGUCAGAAAAAACAGUGUAUGAACCUUCAGCCAAUACACUUCAAGAAAUUGUUUUGUUUGGUCCAAUACUAGAUGAAAAGUUCAAUAAGUCAUUUACUAAGAGCGUCAGUCACAAUGAUGAAGGAAAUUUGGUAAUUUCACAUUACUGGUGAUGUAAACUAAAUUUCUAACCUAUGCCUUAAUGUCAGGUAGGUUAGGAUUUAGUAUCUAAAUGCAGCGGGAAAGAAAUAAUUUGAGAAUUAUACAGAACCAUAUACACUGUAGAACUCAUGGCUGGUAACUAUAUAGGCUGCGUAAUGUAGGUGGUUAUGGAUAUUAAAUAACACAAUUGUUAUUAAAUAACAACAUAUAUUUUCAAAGAUAAAUUGUG
Macrosteles quadrilineatus (aster leafhopper) is the source of this 2005-nucleotide messenger RNA. RefSeq lists its product as uncharacterized. The coding region runs from base 318 to 1787 and encodes 489 amino acids. NCBI's taxonomy places the organism in Eukaryota, Metazoa, Arthropoda, Insecta, Hemiptera, Cicadellidae. The transcript is spliced from 2 exons. The record is from RefSeq and is a predicted model, not a curated record. Gene Ontology annotation, molecular function: protein binding.